CCCCGCCGGCGUGCGCCGCCUCCCCGCGAGGCCCGCCGGUCCCCGGGGCGCCGGGCACGCCCAGCCCUUGGCCCCCUACAUCCAGGAGCCGGAUGACCUCCCGCCGCCGCCGCCGCAGCCCGGCGGUUCCCUUUUCUGGCAAGGCUUCUCCAAGGCUUCUCACCACAUGGGCCGGCUCAGAAAUGCCAAGAUCCACGUGGAGAGGGCUGUCAAGCAGAAGAAGAUAUUCAUGAUUCAAGGCCGCUACCCAGUGAUCCGGUGUCUCCUGCGCCAGAGGGGCUGGGUGGAAAAGAAGAUGAUCCACCACACUGGCACUGCCCUGCCCAUGCCCCAGAAGGAUCUGGAUAGCUCAGCCAUGGGUGACAGCGAUACCACAGAGGACGACGAUGAAGAGGAGAACGAGGAGCUGCAGUCCCCAGGCCUGUUCAACUUGGAUGGUUUUCUGCAAUUUAACGACCUAGACGGGACACACGCGUUGAUGUCCCGCAUGGUUCGGAACCAGGUCCCCUACCUCAUUUGGACCACGAGGCGGGACGUUUUGGACUGUCGCUUCCUCUCCAAGGAUCAGAUGAUCAAUCACUAUGCCCGGGCUGGCUCCUUCACCACGAAGGUGGGCCUGUGUCUCAACCUUCGCAACUUGCUGUGGUUUGAUGAGGCCGAUGCCGACUCCUUCUUCCCACGCUGCUACCGCUUGGGGGCUGAAGACGAGAAGAAAGCCUUCAUAGAGGACUUUUGGCUGACAGCUGCCCGCAACGUUCUCAAGCUGGUGGUGAAGUCUGAAUGGAGCUCAUACUCUGCUCAGGAAGAGGAGGCAAAGGCCCCAGGAGACAAGGAGCCUAAGAAACCGGAAAGAAAGCCGGCGCUGCCGGUGACCUCAGAGUUUGUGGACGAGGCUCUGUGUGCGUGCGAGGAGCAUCUCAGCAUCCUGGCCCACAGGGACAUUGAUAAGGAAGUGGAGGCGCCGCUCUACCUCAGCCCCGAGGGCUGGUCCCUCUUCCUCCAGCGCUACUACCAGAUCGUCCACCAGGGGGCCCAGCUCAAGCACCUGGACACUCAGGUCCAGCGCUGCGAGGAUGUCCUGCAGCAGCUGCGGGCUCUGGUACCCCAGGUAGACAUGGAGGGGGACCGCAACAUCUGGAUCGUGAAGCCAGGAGCCAAGUCCCGUGGACGAGGCAUCGUGUGCCUGGACCACCUGGAGGACAUCCUGAAGCUGGUGGACAGCAACUCCAUGAUGAUCAAGGACGGCAAGUGGGUGGUGCAGAAGUACAUCGAGCGGCCCCUGCUCAUCUUCGGCACCAAGUUUGACCUGCGACAGUGGUUCCUGGUCACCGACUGGAACCCACUCACCGUGUGGUUCUACCGCGACAGUUACAUCCGCUUCUCCACGCAGCCCUUCUCCCUCAAGAACCUGGACAACUCCGUGCACUUGUGCAACAAUUCCAUCCAGAAACACCUGGAGACCUCCUGCCAUCGGCACCCGAUGCUGCCCGCGGACAACAUGUGGUCCAGCCAGACGUUCCAGGACCACCUGCAGGAGCUGGGCGCCCCCGACGCCUGGUCCGGCGUCAUCGUGCCCGGGAUGAAGGCGGCCGUGAUCCACGCGCUCCAGACCUCUCAGGACACCGUGCAGGGCCGCAAGGCCAGCUUCGAGCUGUACGGCGCGGACUUUGUGUUUGGCGAGGACUUCCAGCCCUGGCUGAUCGAGAUCAACGCCAGCCCCACCAUGGCGCCUUCCACGGCCAUCACCGCGCGGCUCUGUGCCGGCGUGCAAGCCGACACCCUGCGCGUGGUCAUCGACCGGCGGCUGGACCGCAACUGUGACACGGGCGCGUUCGAGCUCAUCUACAAGCAGCCUGCCGUGGAGGUGCCCCAGUACGUGGGCAUCCAGCUGGUGGUGGAGGGCUCUACCAUCAAGAAGCCGCUCUCGGUGUAUCAUCGGCGGAUGGGGGCCCGCCCAGCACUCCCUCAUCUGCUGACUCAGCGAAGCCCCGGGGAAGGCAAGAAUUCAGGGACCCCUACCCACAGCCGAGGUAGCAGAAAGUAUCAGGAAGUUGCCCCUGGUUGCGCAGCUCAGAAGGGACCAUGCAGAGAUGCAGGCCCAGCCCCCCCCCACCUGCCCAGCCUCCACAGCGAGGCCUGGCUGCCUUCCCCCUGUGUGCUCCGACCCCACGCCGGGGUCCUCAGACUGCAGCACAAGCAGCUGGCGGGCUCUAAGGUCCUGUCGACUACAGGCAAGGCCUUGAUGAGACUACCCACGGCCAAGGUGCUGAUGUCCUUCCCACCCGCCCCUGACUUCAAGGUGACACCCAGCAUCCUGAAGCCAAGAAAGGCCCGUGGUCCUCAACGCCUUCGAACCCCCCAUUGUGGAAGUGUCUUGUGGCCUCUGUCCUUUGAAGUUGGACCUCUUCCUGGCCACCACAGGAAGGUCAUGUCCAAAGGCCUGGCUCCACUGCUGGUGGAGGAAGAAGAGCGAGUGGGCGCCGCCCCUCCACCCCAAGGUGCAGAGGACUCUCCCAGGCAGCGAGGCCCUGAGUCCACGCCCAGAGGCAGACCCAGCUUCCUGGGCAGGACAGCGGGGGGCAGGGGGGGGACCCUCACUGUACAGAUGAGGAAAUAUCCCCUUUGGAAAAGGUGAUGCGGCUUGCCCAAAACCUCGGGGCAGCAAGCGGAAGGCCAGGCGCGCGGUCACAACCGCCCGCCACCGCCGCCACCGGAGCCCCAGCCCCGGAGGCCGAGCCGGGCUGGACGUGGGAAGGGCGUGGAAAGGGGAAAGAGACGCCUUUGUCUAGAGCCCAGCCCUUCUCCAGAGGGCGUAGGCCUGUCCCUUCUUCCAGAAGGGACCAAAGCCACCUACGAGUGCGUGCAAUCUCCAGUGAGCCACAACCCUGUGAAGAAGUCUGCCCUUCCCUGGUGUGGUGUGUGUGAGAGAUGGUGGUCCUC
This is a messenger RNA of Perognathus longimembris pacificus (Pacific pocket mouse), 2940 nucleotides long. RefSeq names its product tubulin tyrosine ligase like 3 (gene Ttll3). Gene Ontology annotation, biological process: cilium movement; cilium assembly; protein modification process. The transcript has 16 exons. Gene Ontology annotation, cellular component: cilium. Lineage: Eukaryota; Metazoa; Chordata; Mammalia; Rodentia; Heteromyidae. Bases 167 to 2635 code for a protein of 822 amino acids. The record is from RefSeq and is a predicted model, not a curated record.